CCGCGGCUCUGUCGGCCCUUCCGGCACCAAUCAAGCACCGCCAAGCUCAUCCAGACCGUCGAUUUCUGCGCCUCAAUGCUUCACAUAUGCCGUUUUGUAGCAAGCCCCGUUUGGCGCGACACGCUUAUAUAACUUAAAAAAAAGGAGCCGCCGUGUUAGUUUCUUCUGCACAUGUAAUUAUUUCCAUCGACAUUCGUUUAGCCAUCACUGCUAUUCUUCUUCCUCUUCUUCUUCUUAUUCAUUCGUUUAUUAAUUAAUUGAUACCAACAUCCUAAUAAUACCGGUAAAAUGGCCUCGAUCGCGCUCGCCACCCUUGCCCUCCUUGGCUCAGCAGCAGCCGCGGACCAAACCGUGACUCUCUUUCUCCCUGGCUUCGACCCGCAGGCACUCGUUGCAUCUAUUGCUGGAAGCGAUGCCUCUGCAACCACCUACGCCAUACAAUGCGCCCCUGGUACAUCCUCAGACGACUGUGGCGCCGGCGAUGGCUUCACUCUGAUCGAGGGUCCCAAGACGGCUCACCUAGAAAUGGUUGAUGGUGAUGCUUCCACCUUCGGUUACAUAAAUAACUGCAUCUUAACCGACUCGCCGCCGGCCAUCUGCACUGAAGUCGUUACCGGUCACGAGGCCAAUGACCCAGGCACCACGACCGUGACUUAUGAACCAAGUGAUUACUCGUCUGCCUUGAUCGUCGUCACUGUGACCGCUGGCUCUGCCGCUGCUGCUAGCACUGCAGCCUCGGUGACUGCGCCUACUGCGUCUGCGACUGGUACGACUGCGAGCGCAGCCGCUGGGAGCACCGCAUCGGCUGGUCAGUCGACCUCUACUGCCGCCGGGACUCCAACUUCGACGGCGGCGAGCACACCUUCUGCUGCUGCGUCGGCUGCCACUACCAAGGCUUCGUCGGUGAGCACUGGGGGUAUGCCACGGGUUACUGGAAACGUCGAGUGGAUUGUGGGGGGUGCUGCUGUUGCGAUGGCGCUUGUAGGAAUGUAGAACGUGGUUCCUGUAUUAUAAUAUCAGAUAGAAAUCCAUCUCAUGAUAAAUAA
This is a messenger RNA of Talaromyces proteolyticus, 1046 nucleotides long. RefSeq lists its product as uncharacterized. The transcript is spliced from 3 exons. The record is from RefSeq and is a predicted model, not a curated record. NCBI's taxonomy places the organism in Eukaryota, Fungi, Ascomycota, Eurotiomycetes, Eurotiales, Trichocomaceae. Bases 289 to 993 code for a protein of 234 amino acids.